AUGAGAUCUUCAAGCAUCCUCGUCCUCGGUUUGGCCGCAAACACCUUUGCCUACGCGCCACAACAAGUCCUCAGCUCGCUCGGCCUUUCCGGGAGCUCUUACCAGUGCGACAACGGUGCGAAGCCGUCAGUCGUCUGUAAUGACGCAUCUGACAAACACAACUGCUCUUGCACUUGUACCAACGGCAUCAAGUUUGACCAGCCUCUCGAUCCUUUCUCCUCCGCAACCAAUGGAGGCAGCAGCCAAGUUGCCGACAAUGCUGUAUGCCAGGCCGACAAAGACCGUCUGGCGGCCAGGAUCACAGAUCUCACAAAAGGCCAACAAGAUUUGCUUGAUCAAAUCAGUACCUACCAGAACACCUACCAUUACCAGGGUUGCUUCACCGACGCCGACCCCCAUGCCAUAGAUACUGUUAUCACAACGGAUAUGCAGCUCACGGUGGAGAAAUGCCAGACUACAUGCCAGGCAUACAGGUACUUUGGUAUCAACAACGGCCAUCAUUGCCAUUGUGGGAGCAAAUUCACAAACCCAACGAAGGAGAUUAACGAGGCUGAUUGUAACGUCCCUUGCGAUGGUAACAAAUCGCAGACGAGAUGUGGAGGAGCUUGGAAGCUAUCAGUCUAUGCGAAGCCAAUUGCGAACAUUGUUUGA
Molecule: messenger RNA, 651 nt
Organism: Alternaria postmessia
Lineage: Eukaryota; Fungi; Ascomycota; Dothideomycetes; Pleosporales; Pleosporaceae
Exons: 2
Coding region: 1-651 (216 amino acids)
Source: RefSeq, a predicted model, not a curated record